Ascochyta rabiei is the source of this 441-nucleotide messenger RNA. RefSeq lists its product as uncharacterized. The record is from RefSeq and is a predicted model, not a curated record. Lineage: Eukaryota; Fungi; Ascomycota; Dothideomycetes; Pleosporales; Didymellaceae. The transcript has 2 exons. Gene Ontology annotation, molecular function: carbon-sulfur lyase activity. Bases 1 to 441 code for a protein of 146 amino acids.
AUGUCAGACACCCAGGUACCAACCCAAACGUACAAAGCAUCGUGCCAUUGCGGCGCCUUCGCUUACAAUGUAACAACCGCCUCGCUCGACAAUGCAAGCACCGAGGUCGUACGCUGCAACUGCAGCAUCUGCACGCGGAACGGCUAUCUUCUCAUCUACGUGCCCAAUGACCAAGUUGAAUUCACCUCGGGCAACUUCGAAGACCUCCAGUCUUAUACUUUUGCCUCCCACAAGGUUGCGCAUUACUUCUGCUCUACUUGCGGCAGCUCAUGCAUGGCGAGGAGCAUCAGUCCGGGAUUCUUCGACGGCAUGAGCAUUGUCAAUGUCAGGUUGUUUGAGAGUGUGGAGCUGGAAAAGUUGAGGUUCAAGGAGAUGGAUGGGAGGAGUUAUACGCCUGAGGCUGCGAAGGCUCGUGUUGCUGAGAUUCAGAAGGGAAAUUGA